Molecule: messenger RNA, 879 nt
Organism: Suillus fuscotomentosus
Lineage: Eukaryota; Fungi; Basidiomycota; Agaricomycetes; Boletales; Suillaceae
Exons: 4
Coding region: 1-879 (292 amino acids)
Source: RefSeq, a predicted model, not a curated record
AUGUCCUCCUCCCCUGUUAUUUCUGCACCUCCUCCAGUUGGAGUCUCUAGUCCCGUUCAUUUCGAGAAAGUGUUGGGGGUGCCUGCUGAUAUUUUCCCCAAGCGAUCUAUCCAGGAUCAUGAUGACGCUCCUCAUGUCACCAAGCGCCCUUACUAUGACAAUGAUCAUAGUCGGAUAAUGGGCCCCAUAAACCCCAAUCAAUCAUCAUUUGAAGAAUCUUGUAGUGGUGGCCAACGCUGUGCCACCCAAUCACUUCCAAAGGGCCUCCCCCCGCCCUAUCAACUGGGAGGGCAUGUCCCUACUGCUCUGGAACACCGUGUCAUGACGAAGAAUCUUCUGAAGUGCAACGAGGUUGAUCUUAGCCUGGUAGAUGUUCAUCAGGGCAAAGAGAUCUUCAAAGAAAGCAUGAAGGCUAUGCCUGAUGACACUGUCUAUACAGCUGUCAUCGCAAAGCAAGCUGACGUCGAAAGCAAGCGUUUACGGGCUCUUGCCGCAGCUUGGGAGCUCGAAUCAGCCGAGAAACACGCAGUACUUCUUCAAGCCAUUUUCAAGAAUUAUGCUAAACAAUAUGCUGAAAGCAUGAUAGAGGCUUCCUAUUUCGAAAGGGUUUUAGUCAAACGUUCCUUGCAGCAGCUUGAAGAUGACGCAGACUUCACUGUGACUACGUACAGUCAUGAUUUCGCUGCCUAUCAAGUUGCAGACUUGCAACUUGAUUAUCUGGAGGAGAUAUGUGCUGAGCGGAAGUUGCCUCUGGAGGACGAUGAUUCAGAAGAUGCUGAAGAUCGCUUGAAAGCGUGCGUGGACAGCAUACUUGCAGAGUCGAAGAUGGAAAAUACCAGUACCAUGACCUUGGGCCAUCCGAGUCGAAGCGCACUUUAA